Molecule: messenger RNA, 1830 nt
Organism: Diaporthe citri
Lineage: Eukaryota; Fungi; Ascomycota; Sordariomycetes; Diaporthales; Diaporthaceae
Exons: 7
Coding region: 1-1830 (609 amino acids)
Source: RefSeq, a predicted model, not a curated record
AUGGCCAUCAACAAUGUCCUCACGGUGACCUCGACCGUUGUUUUGAGAGCUGUCUCUUACUUCUUCCUGCGCUGGGGCUUGCUACCUCCACUCGCACCCAUCGCCUUCACGGCUUUUGCUAUCUAUAUCCCCUCCUCCAUCACCAGCUUCUUCUCCAGUCUGCAAGAUGGCCAGGAGGAAGUUGUCAGGACACAAACCACUCGGAUUCGACAAUUCGAGGAGGUCGACGGCGAUGUGAUCGAGGAUGUCGAUGUCACUGGUACACAGCUAACCAUAGAUGGAUCUCAGACUGUCGGUCUGUGGCGCACGAUUCUGGCAGGCGUCCCGAACCCACGCAACCUCGUCCUCACGCUGCUCACCUUCCUGAUCAACCUAGCCUGCGUGACCAUGGUUGCAGACCGCCUUUACUCAGAACACUUGCUCCCCACCGAGGACCUGUCCUUCGUCAGACCGGGCUUCGUUUCUGACAAAGAGGUGAAAUUCCUCGUCCGAGAGCCCGAUCAGACAAAGAUGCCCGUCGUUUUCGAGAUCCGUGUCAAGGAAAGUGAACUUCCCUUCUCUACAGACGAGUACCUGGUAGCCGGCAAGGUCCAAAGUACGUCUGAUGACACAGACUACACUGCUGUGGUUGAUCUUGCUCUGAAUCAUCAUUCGCAACGCACAUAUGAGUGGAGGACCUCGAACGGCCACUCCGGUGAAUUUACAUCAGCACCUAAAGCCGGCAAAUACCCAGACAAGUUCGACGGCAAAUUUACCUUCCUGUCAACUUCUUGUAUCGUCAAUCGUCUUCCCUAUAAUCCACUGGACCACCCUCUCUCGAUCCCCGGAAUGCGCCAGCUUAGCAAAGUUCUACCAAACCUGAGUGCCCAGUUCAUGCUGUUCCUAGGCGAUUUCAUCUACGCAGAUGUCCCUCGCGAAUGGGGCGAAAGCGCCGCAGACUUCCGCCAGAAGUAUAGAGCAGUUUAUGCUUCACCCGAGUGGCCUAGCGUUGGGCAGAACCUGAGCUGGAUUCACGUUUUGGACGACCAUGAAAUUCAUAAUGAUUGGGAUGGCAAUACUACCGGUGUGUAUGCUGCCGCCGUGGAUCCAUGGCACCACUAUCACACAGCAGUGAACCCGCCCGCCGCAAAGAAGUCCAACUGGACGAUUUCCACGGCCGGGCCGACGUGGUUCGAGUUCGCGCAAGGCCCAGCGAAUUUCUUCAUGGCGGACACGCGCUCCUACCGAUCAUCCAACAAGAUCGACUACGAGGACAAGGAAAAGACAAUGCUCGGCUUGGCGCAGUUGUCAGACCUGCUCGCGUUUCUGCGCAGGCCUGAGCCCAGGGGCGUCGACUGGAAGGUUGUCGCCUCGUCGGUGCCCUUCACCAAGAACUGGCCCGUCAACGUCCAGGACACCUGGGGCGGAUUCCUGGCGGAGAGGCAGGUGAUACUCGAGGCCAUGUGGGAAACCGCCGCCCGCGGCAUCGGCGUCGUCGUCUUGUCUGGAGACAGGCACGAGUUCGCGGCCACAAAGUUCCCGCCGCCUCAGGGCUCUAAGUGGACCGAGGAGGCGACCGUGUACGAGUUCUCGGCCAGCCCCCUGAGCCAGUUCUAUUCGCCCAUCGGCACCUACAAACAGGUUGACGAUGAGGACGUCAAGAUCAAGUACAUCAACAGCGGGUACUCGAAGUUCGGCGCGAUCACUAUCGAGAAGGUACCCGAGAGCGGCAGGAGUAGUCUCUCAUACCGCCUCUUCGUGGACGGCGUCGAGGCCUGGAACACCACGGUCCUGUCGCCUGAGAGGAUCAGCGCCGGUAAUCUCUGGGAGCGAUUCACGGGCUCGCGAUAG